Vidua chalybeata is the source of this 4627-nucleotide messenger RNA. RefSeq names its product F-box and leucine rich repeat protein 3 (gene FBXL3). Bases 1544 to 2845 code for a protein of 433 amino acids. Gene Ontology annotation, cellular component: nucleus; SCF ubiquitin ligase complex; cytosol. Lineage: Eukaryota; Metazoa; Chordata; Aves; Passeriformes; Viduidae. Gene Ontology annotation, biological process: regulation of cell cycle; SCF-dependent proteasomal ubiquitin-dependent protein catabolic process; entrainment of circadian clock by photoperiod. The transcript is spliced from 5 exons. The record is from RefSeq and is a predicted model, not a curated record. Gene Ontology annotation, molecular function: protein binding.
UAAAGUGUGUCUUAAAGAUCUCAGGGAUGGUGACAUUUGAAUGACCACUGAAGAAUUUUCAAAGCAAUUUCAAGAGUGGGACAAGCACAGGAUCACAAGUGCUGUUUCCAAGAAAUUAAAUGACAGGAAUUGGGAUUACAACAAUUUGAGCAGUAACUUACUUACUAUAGCUUGCAAUAAAUGAAUAAUUAAGUUUUGUGAAUCUCAACAACUGUAAAGAGUUUGGACACAUACAGGGCUGAAAAAUGAGGUGUAUUGGAGUAUACCACAUGCACAAAGGACACAUGAUGUCAAGGUAUUUGCAGCCCAUGGGAAUGUCACACAUCACUUUGUCCUCUCUGCCUGGCAAAAUCCUAAGCACAUAAUUCCCAGUGCCUGCCAGUCCUAGGACACAUUGGUGGUUUGCUUUCCCUCUUACAUCUAUUCCUAAGGCCAGCCUCCCAUGGGGCGUUCAGAUCACAGAACAUAACCAGCUGUACUGGUGCUGAAGAUCCAGCUCCAUUGCUGGUAAUAUUCAGCGUGCCCAGGGGGCCAAGAAGGCCAACGACAACACACUGUCAGCACUGGUGUGGCCAGCAGGACCAGGGCAGUGAUUGUCCCCCUGUACUCGGCACUGGUGAGGCCACACCUCGAGUGCUGUGUCCAGUUCUGGGCCCCCCACUACAAUAAAGAAAUUGCGGGGCUGGAGUGUGUUCAGAGGAGGGCAACGGCACUGGUGAAGUGCUUGGAACACAAGUCCUGUGAGGAGCAGCCGAAGGAGCUGGUGGUGUUUAGCCUGAAGAAAAGGGAGGGUCGGUGGAACCUUGUCACUUUCUACAUCUCCUGAAAGGAGCGUGUAGUGAGGUCGGGGUCGGCAUCUUCACCCAGGUAACCAGUGACAGGAAAAGACGACAUAGUCAUAAAAUGCGCCAGGGAAGGUUAAAGCUGGACAUUAGGAGAAAUUUCUUAAUAGAAAGGGUGACUAAGCAGUGGAAUGGGCCGCCCAGGGAAGUGGCGGAGUCACUGUCCGUGGAGACAUUUAAGAACAGACUGGACGCGGCACUGAGGAGGCACUGAGUGCCAUGGCGUAGCUGACAUGGAGGCGUUCGAUUAUAGGCCGGACUCGAUGAUCUCGGAGGACUUUUCCAACCCAACUGAUUCUGGGAUUAGCCCCGGCAGGUCUCUAAACUUCACUGGUCCCUUCCUGCCCGAGGCAAGACGCACCCAACCCCGAGCCGCGGCGCAGACGGGCGGGAGGAGGAGCUGGCGCCGUCCCUGGCUCCGAGGCGCCGCGGGCGGGUGCGCUGAGGGGAGGUGGGGCCGCCGCCUCCCCGCCCGCCGCCAUUUUGGCUGUUUCGCGUCGCUUCCGCCGCUGGAAGUAAACAGAGAGCGAGGCAGGGAAGGAGUGGAGCAGCGACGCGGGCAGGACGGGACAGACCGGACGGUCGGGCAGCAGAGGCGGCGCUGGGGUCGGCUUUGGCGGAGAGAGCUGAUGUGGCCGGAGCGGAGGCGCCAGCGCGGCCCGAGCCCCGGUUAAUGCGAAGCGCAGCAGGGAGCCGCCAGAAUGAAACGAGGAAGGAAAACUAAUGAGGCCAACAGCAGUUCAUCUGAAGGCACAGCUGAGAAGGAAUCCAAGAGACAUAAGAUUGUAGAGAAGAAAACCACAGUUGUGCAGAGUCCUGACUGGGCAAACCUGCUCCAAGACAUCAUCCUGCAGGUGUUCCAGUACUUGCCACUUCUGGAUCGUGCUCAUGCAUCCCAGGUCUGCAGGAGCUGGAACCAGGUGUUUCAUAUGCCUGAUCUCUGGAGGUGCUUUGAGUUUGAAUUGAAUCAACCAGCCACGUCAAACCUGAGGACUACACACCCUGAACUAAUCAAGCAAAUAAUAAAGAGGCAUUCCAAUCACCUGCAGUAUGUUAGCUUCAAGGUGGACAGUAGCAAGGAAUCUGCAGAAGCAGCUUGUGAUAUUUUAUCACAGCUUGUGAAUUGCUCUCUGAAAACACUUGGGCUAAUUUCAACUGCCCGGCCAAGCUUCAUGGAUUUACCAAAGUCUCACUUUAUUUCUGCACUGACAGUGGUGUUUGUGAACUCCAAAUCCCUCUCUUCACUUAAGAUUGAUGACACACCCGUAGAUGAUCCAUCUCUCAAGGUUCUGGUGGCUAACAACAGCGACACGCUCAAACUGUUGAAAAUGAGCAGCUGUCCUCAUGUUUCUCCAGCUGGUAUCCUUUGUGUGGCUGACCAGUGCCAUGGCUUGCGUGAGCUGGCGCUGAACUACCACCUGCUGAGUGAUGAGCUGCUGCUCGCUCUGUCUUCAGAGAAACACGUCAGGUUAGAACACUUGCGCAUUGAUGUGGUUAGUGAAAAUCCUGGACAGACUCAGUUCCACACGAUUCAGAAGAGCAGCUGGGACGCUUUCAUCAAGCAUUCUCCUAAAGUAAAUUUAGUCAUGUACUUUUUCUUGUACGAGGAGGAGUUUGACCCGUUCUUUCGUUACGAGAUACCCGUCACUCACCUUUACUUCGGAAGGUCAGUCAGCAAGGAUGUGCUCGGCCGCGUUGGGAUGACGUGCCCGCGGUUGGUUGAACUGGUGGUGUGUGCCAACGGAUUGCGGCCGCUGGACGAGGAGCUGAUCUGCAUCGCGGAGCGGUGCAAGUACCUGUCGGCCGUGGGCCUCGGAGAAUGUGAAGUCUCUUGCAGUGCCUUUGUGGAGUUUGUGAAGAUGUGUGGCGGUCGCCUCUCUCAGCUCUCUAUUAUGGAGGAAGUUUUGAUUCCUGAUCAGAAAUACAGUUUAGAGCAGAUCCAUUGGGAGGUUUCAAAGCAUCUUGGUAGAGUCUGGUUCCCAGACAUGAUGCCCACUUGGUAAAGUCUUUAAAAGACUCCAGGGCAAAUGGAGUAGCACCUUAAACCCAAGCUUACCAUAUUGCAAUUUCCUGUAUAAGCUUAUUUAAUAAUAUAGAUUUUGCUGCAAGUUAAUUAACGGUUUGAUUAGAAAAUUAAUUUUUCUUUAAAAAAUUGUUUUGGAACCUGAGAACCAAAAGAGUUCACAGCUCCAAAACCUGUUUUCAUCCAAACAAAAUUCAGGAUUUUGUUUUAGAUUUAUUCUUUGUCAUUAAAGGUGACCUCAGAUAUUUUUGGAAAUAAAAAUUAUUUAAUAUAUUGAAAUGCACUUGCAAAAUACCAGUUUUGAUAUGCUGUUUUUCUUUGAUUUAGAUUAGUAGUAUUGGAUACAAUCAUAUUUGAUCUUAAAAAGCCAAGCAAAACCCUACCAAAAUUGCAUGCUUUUGUUGCAGACUGUAGCAUUUCUAAAUCCAGUCACCUCGAUGACAAGAUGAUAAGAAGUGUUUAGGAGCCUGUGAAAUACACACAUUCAGUUAAGUCAUAAAGGCAAGAGCAAUACACAAUAAUAAGUUUAGAUAACUAAAGUAGAAAGUUUACCACCUUAUUCAACAGAUUAUUAGAUCCAUCUAAAAUGUAUUUAGAGCGCUAACAACCAGUAGUGUGAGCUACCAAAAGUGGUGUGGGGUUUUUUCCACACUCUAUGCAUUUUAAUGUAGUUUGCUUAUGGGGUCUCAGAUCUGCGUCUAAACCUGUUUUAAGGUAUUUUUUGUCUAGCUCAGGAAGCGAAAGCAUUCUGGGGAAAAAUGUAGAUACAUUGUAUUUAAAACCACACUGGAUUUAAUGAGCUUUUCUUGCACAUUAACCGGUUUGGCAGCAUAUGGUGAGAUGGAAUAAUGUAUGGUUUGUGAAAUGAACCCAGCAAUGUUAUUCUGAUGACAUAGAUGUGAGCAGAGUGAGGUGAGAAAGGUAAAAUUUGAAUGUUGACCAAGAACCUUUUCACAAAACCUUAGACCUUUUGGCUGCUUUCAGUUUGACAGAAAUGACAUUGGAACAGUUGCUUAAGCUGUAUAAACUAACUGUAUACUGUAAAUCUGUUUCAGAAAUGUUUAUGUAUAAAGUGGAUGUUUGAUAGAUGAUAAUUUUUGUAUACCUUUAAUUCAGCUAGUUCAGUCAUUUCAUAAUAUUUAACAAUUCAAAAGGAGUAGACUUGGUGAAGUAGAACAAUAGGCAAAAAUUUGUUUUGAACAUUUGAUAAAUCAGUUUUAUUAAAGAAAGUUUCUAGUUUGUAAGUGGUGUAGGCAAGACACUGGCUGUGAUCUGGAUGUGGUUUGUGACUUCAUUUCUUACUGCCAACAGUUAUUUUCUCUUUGAGGUUGCUGAUGGUAACACUGAAGUGUUGCCCAGACAGCUGCAUGUUUGAGAGAUGUGGUCAGCCCUCGGCAAGGCAGAGCUGCCCCCACAGGCUGGGUUGAGCUUAGCUGGUGGCUGCUUCUCACUGGCGCUGUACAGCUCCUUCUGGUAAUGAGUAGAUUUCCUUCAUCUCUGAUUUCAGUCAUGUUUAUCCGAAUGUAUAAUUUAGUGUAAUACACUUAUGAGUGUAUUUAAGUUCAUAACUAUUUUUUGAGUAAACAAUGCUCAGCAGACUGGACAUCUUUAUAGGGGAGUUGUAUGUUUCUGUAGAGCUUUGAUUUUAAAAUUGCAUUUUAUGAAUUACGCGGUUUUUGUAUUAGAAUUUGUUAAAUUAAUGUAAUACUAUAAUUUGCUUUUAUUUGUACAAAAGGUGUCAAUAUAUUUAGUCUGUAAAAGU